UGAUUACUACCUGCAUCUUCCCACGCACUUCUGCUUGCGGCGGCAUCAUCACUUCACCCGGCCAGGAAGCUCGAAGAAAACCCCGUAAUCCUCCGAAAAUCCCAAAAUGAGCUUAGUAAGAAACUCAAUCAGAUCCAACUUCAAUGUCAGCGCUUUUAAGCCAAACCAUGCAAUUUCUUUCUGCCUCCGCCAUUCGUCCAAGCAUUUAUCCACUGAAGCGGAGCAACCACCACUUCCACAGGAUUCAUCAGAACAUCCUUUUCUCCGAACUACCGGCGCUGGUACGGUUUAUGCCAAGUUGUUUGGCAUCACAAAAAACACAUUGAAGACUGACAUUAUCAAUAUGCUUGAUGGGAGUAAUUUGACCCCUGAUGAUAUUAAAGUCAGCUACAACCGCGACUUUAUGCCUGUUGGAAUGAUGCUACAAUUCCCUUCUUAUUCUGCAUUUGAUAAUGCAUAUAAGGCGAUGAGCUUACCUAAUAUCAAUGCUUGA
This is a messenger RNA of Jatropha curcas, 493 nucleotides long. The record is from RefSeq and is a predicted model, not a curated record. Lineage: Eukaryota; Viridiplantae; Streptophyta; Magnoliopsida; Malpighiales; Euphorbiaceae.